Molecule: messenger RNA, 3480 nt
Organism: Colletotrichum truncatum
Lineage: Eukaryota; Fungi; Ascomycota; Sordariomycetes; Glomerellales; Glomerellaceae
Product: ankyrin repeat protein
Cellular component (GO): cytoplasm; nucleus
Molecular function (GO): protein binding
Source: RefSeq, a predicted model, not a curated record
AUGUCUAUUAACUGGUCACAACUGGAUGGCGACAUCACACGCCUGUAUGUAUCGGAGGACAAAUCACUUGAGGAUACUCUUCAAUACCUCCAUAACAAGUACAACGUUAAGAUUACGCCCCGGCAGUUCAAGAGAAAAUACUCUGGCCUCAAAAAGCUCCGUGCUACCGAAUGGAAAGCCAUCAUCAGAGAGAUUGCAAAAAGGGAAACCGAGAACAAGAGAUGUGAGGUCUUUUUAAACGGCCGGAAGCUGGAUCCCGCACGUAUCGAAAGAGAAAAGCGGAGGUAUGGCAAUGUUUGUGAAGCCGUUGAAAGCCGAGAAAAGAUUGAUCUAGGAAUCAAUACUAUUGGCAGGCACCGGAUAGAAGUCCGCACACCUCAGCCUCUCACAUCUGAAGUACCUUCUCCAGAGCCGCUUCUUGCUUGGCCCUCAGAACAAACAGCCACCAGCUUACAGCAAGCGGAUGCAGCUGAUCAACUAGAGCUAAAUGUACAUAAUCUUCUUGAAUGCGACCUUGGAUUAUCGGAUCUCAGCACCCCUCGACUGGAGUUGAACUACACAGCUUCUUCAUCUGGAGCAGUGAGCCAGACAACAGGAGACAACCAGACUCUUAUAUGUAGCAACGACUUCGCAUUUGACCUUCAGUCAGAUACUAUUGCCGCUAUGGGGGUCGGUGUGACUCAACAUUCGCCAUUUCAUUGGUUCCAGCGAACUCAAUCGGAGUUUAGUCUUUCGAGUCGAAGGACUUCUGGGCAUAUCCUGCAGCACAGCUACGCAUCUCAUGACACCGAUAUUCCGCUUAGUUUCUUGGGUUCCCCAGAUGCCACUAAAAUCCUCGCAAACCUUCAAUCAAGGAGUUUCUUUUGUCGCACCGAUUUGGAAACUAUGCAUGAAUGCAUGGCUCCCCGUGAUGAUUCAAAAGUCCGCAUACCAAAGCACUACAAUCAGAUUUCAUCAUAUUUCAAUUGCAUCGUAACCUCGUUUCGUAUUCCACCUCAAGUUUUACUCUUGACGGAAGUAAUACUAAACAGUUGGGAUAUUCCCUCGUUAGCGAAUAACAGAGAAAUUAAUUUCUUGAUUCGAGACCAUGGUCGACAGCUCCUUUACUUGUUGUUUACGGCUAUUGUGCACCUCUGUUGCAACAAUAUGAUGGUCAUUGGCGGGCUUUUUUCUUUCCUUGAUUGGUUGAGUCGUAUGGACCUUUUGGGACAGUUUGGGGCAUUCCUGCGAGGAAACUCCUUAGCUACCCACGCUAUUGUCGACGAACUUGUUCGAAGAUUGCAUGACCACCCCGACAGAGGAAGAAGGAUACCCAACGAACCAGUAUGGGAAAGCCAUAAGGAAAAUCUUAUUGCACUGCUUCUCGAGCCUAAAACCAUACAACUACCAAGAAGGAUGGCCGGGAGAUUGCUUCAUGCGAUUGCUUUCACACCUUGGGUUAAACUCGGAAAGAUAUUAGUGGAGAAGGGAGCCAGUUUGAAUUCUGAGAGGCCUUUGACAGACAGAUUCAACAGGCUACAAUUCGAAGGCGUCAAGUCGUGCGUGGGAACGCCACUGUGCCAGGCUGUCAUGGACAGGGGACUCAAGAUGGUCGGAUUCCUCAUCGACGCUGGCUGUGACGUCAAAAGACAGUUUCAUGACGAGUUCACAGGAAAAUCUUACAACGCCCUCGGAUUAUGCCUGUCCCGAGAUUACCCUGAUAUCGAUAUUGCCGAGCUCUUGGUUUCGGCUGGCUGCGAGGUAUACCUAGGCUUCAGGUCGAACUGGCAAGUGACGCUGGAAAACUUUAAACACUAUAAAAGAAUGUCUCAGCAGUUACAAGACAAGCUUGAAAUCCCUUCACAUGUUCAGAAACAUUAUGAAUUGUGUAUAGGGGCAGUUGAAGCAGCAGCAUCCGGAAAUCAAGGACUUUCAACAUAUCUUCUCGAAAAUAAAGUUUUCCAAGAAGAGACCCUCGAGUACAUUUUGAGAAUUUCAGUCGAAAAAGGGAGCGACGCGGCCGUUCAAACUCUACUGCGGCGUGGUGUAAACCCCAAUGCCCCCAAACAACUGCUAGGGAAUCGUAUCCUCGGAGGCGAUGAGGGUCUGAAGGGAAGCACACCAAUUCAACUGGCAGCAUCCGAGGGGUAUUACGACAUUGUUUACCUGCUUUACAAAGCCGGGGCGAAAUUCGAUUUGGAGAUUUUGGAGGAGAUAAAGCGUAGUAUUCGUCGCUCGUAUAGUGUAGAGCAUUGUCUCGAUCUUUUAUCAGCACUAUUGGUAUCAGGGGUCGACCCGAACCUAGUUGGGCCCUUUGCACUUGCGCUUGCUAUCGAGGAAAACCGUAUCACCAUGUGUGGAUUCUUCUUGGAUCUUGGAGCUCCGAUGGACGCCUACGGCGAGGGCGGUCAGACACCUUUACAACGAGCGGCCUCGGAAGGGAAGUUCGAAAUCUUACAGUUCUUGCACGAUAAAGGCGCAGAUGUCAACGUGUCAGCAUAUCGUGAUAACGGACGAACGGCUUUACAAGCCGCAGCUGAAGGAUUUGAUUACAAUUCAGACGAGAUUUUGGAGUACCUUCUCAAUGCUGGCGCGGAUGUUCGAGCGCCUCCUGCAGAAGAGGGGGGUCUCACUGCCCUUGAAGCUUUGGCAAACGGAAAUGAGUUUCCCCUCCAUCGCUACCGUGAAUCGGUCCAACCUUCUUGGUUCAAACGUUUCAUGUCACUAGGGGCUCCAAUCAAUCGGCCGAGUGGCGCGAGUAGUAAUACCCUACAUGGACUGAUAGAUUCAGGCAGUCGUGGAUGCCUAGGGUUUGUGUUGCAAGCUGGAGCAAGAGUUGAGGAUAGAAGUUUACCGCAGUGGAAAAAACCAGGAAGAGGGAGCAAGGACAUGACACCGUUGCAAUACGCCGCGCUUGUAGUCGAUGCAGAGGCUAUUCGUAUUCUUCUCAAGCACGGAGCCGACGUCAAUGCAGAAGCUGGGGAAGAAUUCGGGCGUACAGCUCUACAAGCAGUGGUAUCGAGUGCCCCGAGGGAGGCUGUUACCGAAGUCGUGGAUCUGCUUUUGUCUCACGGCGCGGACGUCAAUGCGCCACCGGCACGAAAAGGCGGAAUAACAGCGUUACAGGGCGCGGCUUCUACAGGCGACUUUCAACUUGUCAAAAAUCUCCUCGCUCAUGGCGCAGAUGUCAACGCUCCAGGAGCUGCAGAGGAAGGCAGGACAGCGCUUGAAAUCGCAGCUGAAUGGGGUCGCUUGGACAUGUUUCGGUUCCUACUCAGUAAAGGGGCCGUUCCGGACCCGGUCAGGGGAUACACAAGUGCAAUUGAGCUUGCAGAAAAGAAUGAAAGCUUUGUGGUUGCGGAAUUCUUACGCAACGAGAGCAUAUUGAAUCCCCUGGACCCUGGGCUGUGGAACAUGGACUUUAGCGAAACUUUUCAGUCUAUGCCUACUCCCAGCUCUGACUUUAUAGAUGUUCUUAUGAAGGAGUAUACGGAGAUUUAG